GGAUACUCCCGUAGCUACCUACCUUCCUUCACGAUUCCUAAGCUCUCUCCAGAAUAUCAACUACGCACAAGAGACUACAAUAUGGCAACGGACGAGGUUGACGGCGCCGUCCCACGGUGGAAAUAUCUAGAUCGGAUUCGCAGAACCCCUGGUCCUUUCAAUCAAGACUCCGAAAUUAGCGAAGAAGCUCUCGCAGCACUGGAUCAGGCUAAGAUCUUGGUCAUCGGUGCUGGUGGUCUUGGAUGUGAAAUACUAAAGAAUCUCGCUCUAUCCGGCUUCAAGGAUAUUCACGUCAUAGACAUGGACACCAUCGAUAUCUCGAACCUCAACCGUCAGUUCCUCUUUCGACAAGACGAUGUAGGAAAGUUCAAGGCAGAAGUCGCCGCCAAAUUUGUCGAGAAGCGAGUCAAAGGUGUCAAGAUCACACCACACAACUGCCGAAUACAGGAAUUUGACGAGGACUUUUACAUGCAAUUCCAAAUUGUGGUAUGUGGCCUUGACAGCAUCGAAGCGAGACGAUGGAUCAACGCGACCCUUGUGAAUAUGGUUGAUAUGGAAGAUCAAGAUUCUCUGAAACCACUCAUCGACGGCGGAACGGAAGGAUUCAAAGGCCAAACAAGAGUCGUAUUACCCACCAUGACACCAUGUAUCGAAUGUCAAUUAGAUCUAUAUACCCCAAGAGCUGCCGUACCGUUAUGUACCUUGGCCACUAUCCCACGCCAACCAGAGCACUGCAUAGAAUGGGCCCACAUCAUCGCAUGGGAACAAGAUAAGCCGUUCCCGAGCCUAGACAAGGACGAUCCUGAACAUAUUACCUGGCUCUACCAGAAAGCGCUCACACGUGCCCAAGAAUUCGGUAUUGCCGGUGUCACAUACUCACUUACCCAGGGUGUCGUCAAGAAUAUCAUUCCAGCAAUAGCCUCUACCAACGCUGUCAUAGCUGCCAGCUGCUGCAAUGAAGCUUUAAAACUUGCCACCACGGCAGCACCAUGCCUCGGGCUCCAGCCAGAGAGCUACAUGAUGUACUCUGGCGACGAUAGUAUCUACACGAACACAUUCAAGUACGAGAAGAAGGAAGACUGCGCCGUAUGCGGUGACUUGGCCAAGCCACUAGAGGCCGACCCUAGUUGGACGCUCAGAGAACUCCUCGAUUCAUUCGCGACGAAAGCAGAUCUUCAAUUAAAAAAGCCUUCUAUUAGAGCAGAAGGCAAGACGCUAUACAUGCAAUUCCCACCAAGCAUCGAAGAACAGACACGGCCAAACUUAGACAAGACCUUGAAGGAGGGCCUAGGCCUAGAUGUAAAUCACGAAGUUGUCGUGACGGACCCGGCCUUCCCAGCGUUGAUCUUUAGAUUUAUUCUCCGUUUCGCAUGAGCAAGAGAGUUUAUGGAAAUUAUACCAAAGUUCAUACCUGCAUAGAUAGGAAGGACUAGACUUCGUCUUUAAAGUCAACGUGGACGUGAAUAAGUUGGUCCUCUCCUGUCCUGUACUUGACCAGUCAUGCAAAUGAGUCGUGAACGAAACUGCUCCACCAAGCUCAGUUUUAUAUCUCAGAGCCCAGGUAUAGAAUAUAUCUUUAUUUCUCAACUACGGCCGACAUUGACAAGCAAGCAGAAAUGCCUGUCAUGGAUCUAUGCUGUUCCUCUCCAGGAAUCACCCAAUUAUCUUACCUCAUCGUACCGUAUCUCUAUAUACACGUUGCAAGUAAAAUAGACCUUUGUUGAAUUUUUAACUGCAUGUCUCGGGUCAUGGAAUAGCAUCAAACGACAAGAUCAUAAAGCUAG
This is a messenger RNA of Annulohypoxylon maeteangense, 1784 nucleotides long. RefSeq lists its product as uncharacterized. Gene Ontology annotation, biological process: protein neddylation. The record is from RefSeq and is a predicted model, not a curated record. Gene Ontology annotation, cellular component: cytoplasm; nucleus. Gene Ontology annotation, molecular function: NEDD8 activating enzyme activity. Lineage: Eukaryota; Fungi; Ascomycota; Sordariomycetes; Xylariales; Hypoxylaceae. The transcript has 2 exons. Bases 82 to 1374 code for a protein of 430 amino acids.